AUGGCGCCAAGUACGCUCAUGUCAACAAAAGCAAUGAACCAACUGCUUCAAAACAACUUAGGGGGCCGCCCAUCCAUUGCGCUGCAGCAACAAGGCUCGCCAGAGCCAUACGCAUCGGAAGUUGAAUCGGAUCUCGAUGAGGAUGAGGACAGUUUGAAAAUCUUGGCAGCUUUGGUCGCGGUUCCCCCGGAGUCCUCGGCAUCUCGCACCUCCUCAGCCUCGGGGCUUUCGAACUCCCGCGAGAACCGUUCGAGCGACUCCGACGAGGAUUCGGCAGACGAGGGUUACUACGGAAUCAACGACGACGAUUCAGACGAAAAAUCAAUUGACAACAUCGUCUCGGCACUACUCCUGGCUCGUAACGACAAGAAGAUCCUCGACCGGCACACGUAUGAGCCCUCUCGGCAGGACAAAGGGUUAUCGAACACGACGCGCGAGGCAAUUCUCUCAAACAUGACCCUCACGACUGCAGAGCACAACGAGCUCCGUCUCAGGCCGCUCAUUCUCAAUUGUCGCAAGCCGAAGUCCGAACAAUGGGAAGUUGUACGCAAACUUUCUGUCCUGGAGCUCCCAAAAUUCAUGGCUACAGAGGUAUGUCGAAGCUGCGUGCUGCGCUGCGUUUUGUUUCGUCCUGUGACAGUGGACCUAACCUUUAUUGGUGCGAUCUAUCAACAGAAGCAUGACUGGGCUCCACGCAAAUAUGAACGCUGUCUCGCUGUCGUCGAGCGACCUUACGGUGACGCGCUCUUGUCUACUCAUCAUCAACAUCCGUCGGAGGUGGCCGUGGGGAUCGAAGGGCGUCCAGAAGUGUCUAUCACCCUUCGAGAAGCCUGGAGUCAACCUGGUGAAGGUCGACCUGCCGCGCAGGUUCUACGAAUUCCCCAUCGUUGCUCGGGGGCCUGCAAAAGAGUUCGGAGAAAGGAUGGCGAACUUGGGUACAAGAAACGAGACAAUGACAAGGACCCCGGGAAAACAUGCUCUACUCAACUCAAGGUGAUCAUCCCGGAUAUGAAAUCAAAGGAUCUUGGUUUGGGUGGCUGACAAGUCUCUCUGUUUCCUUCCUCCUUCGUCCCUUGUGCAGAUCCUCGUUCAGGCCAACGAGAUUUCAUCGGCGUUGGUGUACACCCUCGGCAUUCACGAACGACGCCAACCCCGGCCGAACGUCCGACGUCGAGCCCCUUUCAUUCGUGUGUUGGCGCCUCAGGAAGUCUUUCGGCAGGCCAACACGCCCACGCUCGAUGAAACGUGCACGCCGGCAAAAUCUGCUUAUCCAACGAUCUCAAUCAUCGACACUUUCAUGGCUGCACUAUUUAGCGGCAUGCACUCGACCAAAUCGCCAACCCAAGCCGUCGUGAAUGGUCUUUUCCCGGCACCACCACCCCGGCCUGCAAUCGCGCCAAUCCAUCCUAAUUCUUCUCCCGAUCGAGUUCCCCUUCCCCCGGUCGCUAAUCCACGUGGGCGUACUCGAGCUAUGGCUGAGUUGUCCUAUAGAACCAGAUCCCCCGCUCGAGGCGCUUGCUUUCAUGUUCGAGGGCACCCACUCGUCGCUCCCGCCCUCCAUGGCAUCUUCAUCAUCCUCCGUUGA
Molecule: messenger RNA, 1585 nt
Organism: Microbotryum saponariae
Lineage: Eukaryota; Fungi; Basidiomycota; Microbotryomycetes; Microbotryales; Microbotryaceae
Source: the annotation of a GenBank genome assembly